Molecule: messenger RNA, 405 nt
Organism: Malus domestica (apple)
Lineage: Eukaryota; Viridiplantae; Streptophyta; Magnoliopsida; Rosales; Rosaceae
Product: fructose-bisphosphate aldolase 3, cytoplasmic-like
Biological process (GO): glycolytic process; fructose 1,6-bisphosphate metabolic process
Cellular component (GO): cytosol
Molecular function (GO): fructose-bisphosphate aldolase activity
Source: RefSeq, a predicted model, not a curated record
AUGAUCCUCUUUGAGAAAACCCUCUACCAGAAGACUGCUUUAGGCAAGCCAUUCGUUGACGUCUUGAAGGAAGGUGGUGUUCUCCCUGGUAUUAAGGUCGACAAGGGUACUGUUGAGCUCACCGGAACCAAUGCUGGUGCACGGUUCGCAAAAUGGCGCGUUGUGCUCAAGAUUGGCCCUAAUGAGCCAUCUCAGUUGUCCAUUCAAGAGAACGCUAAUGGGUUGGCUCGUUAUGCUAUCAUCUACCAGGAGAAUGGUCUAGUCCCCAUCGUUGAGCCAGAGAUCCUAGUUGAUGGAUCCCAUUCCAUCGAUAAGUGUGCUGAUAUGACAGAGCGCGUUCUUGCUGCGUGCUACAAGGCUCUUAACGACCACCAUGUCCUCCUCGAAGGAACUCUGAGAGGUUGA